Geodia barretti is the source of this 696-nucleotide messenger RNA. The record is from the annotation of a GenBank genome assembly. NCBI's taxonomy places the organism in Eukaryota, Metazoa, Porifera, Demospongiae, Tetractinellida, Geodiidae.
AUGAAGAACGCCUGGCUGGCUUCCUCACGCGAGUUGCGGGCUGCUGGAGUUGGUACUGAAGUCGCCCAGAAUAUCGUGGCUGCCAGAGAAACCAUCGAACCUGAGCGCGAACUCGAAAAACUGGAGUUGGCCGGUGUCGGCGCUCUCACCUGGCACCAUGAGGAAUAUCCUGCGAGACUGCGGGAAACCUUUGACGCUCCAGCGGUGCUGUACGUUCGAGGGACCCUGUUUCCAGGAGAUGAAUGCGCGGUGGCCGUGGUCGGUACCCGUCGGCCCACCGACUACGGUCACCGAGUUACCGCCGAAUUGUGCUCGGCCCUCGCUGCAGCCGGCGUAACUGUCGUCAGUGGUCUGGCAUUAGGCGUGGAUUCCCGCGCCCACCAGGCAACAGUUGAUGCCGGGGGCAGAACCAUCGCUGUGUUGGGAAACGGGUUGGACACUGUCUAUCCCAGGGAAAACCGGCGGUUGGCGGAGCGCAUAGUAGCUGAGGGCGGCGCCAUCGUCAGUGAAUUCGGUUUGGGAGUUCGUCCUGAAGCCUCCAAUUUCCCAAGGCGCAACAGGAUCAUCAGCGGCAUGACGCUGGGUACCCUGGUUACCGAAGCCAGCAACACCAGUGGCACCAGAUGGACGGUAUACCACGCCCUGGAACAGAACCGAGAAAUCUUCUGCGUGCCAGGUAGCAUUUACUCGGACUGA